AUGGCCGCGUACCGUAAGGAUUCGGUAAAUUGCGGCUGGUCGGGACACUUUGCGCGCUUCCUGCGGGACACCGUGCCGGACGUAUCGCUGAUGCGUGCGUACCUUCGCGAACAGCGCCCGUUUUUGCCGCGCGUGGUGCCCAAACUCUCCUCCGACUACGUGGCGAUCGACAGUGCGUACCGGACGGCCCGGCUCGCUACGACCGACGGCAGGCAGGUAGUGGUGAAGGGGACGCUCGUCGUCAACUUGCAGUGGCUGCGGGAUGGCCUUCCGAUCGCGGCCCUGUCGGCGGAGCGCAUCAUGUGCAAAGUGUACGAGUUAGCGAAUGAGGCCUGGCACCAAAUUCCGGGGGAUAUCCUCUACGUGUGGUGCACGCUCAUGCCGGACGGCAUCACGGCGUGGCUCAUGACAGACGAGGAACAAGCCAUUCUUAAACCGCAUGACGUGGAUCCGCUAGCUGGCUAA
Messenger RNA from Anopheles coluzzii, 465 nucleotides. RefSeq lists its product as uncharacterized. Lineage: Eukaryota; Metazoa; Arthropoda; Insecta; Diptera; Culicidae. The coding region runs from base 1 to 465 and encodes 154 amino acids. The record is from RefSeq and is a predicted model, not a curated record. The transcript has 2 exons.